UAGCACGAUUUUCAGGUAUCAUGUCGACAGCCGCUCCUGCCUGAAACAUCUUUCCAUUCGACUGAAAGGAUUUCCUCUAUCACGAAAAGCGUAAAUCUAUCGCAAAUGACGAGAAGUGCAUUGAAGUUCUGUUAAUCAAGAUUGGAGGAAGGCUGAGUUUACCGUCAUGGCAGCGUCUGAAUUGUACACAAAGUAUGCCCGUGUCUGGAUCCCGGACGCGGAGGAGGUAUGGAAAUCGGCGGAGCUCACCAAGGACUACAAACAGGGAGAUACAGCGCUUCAGCUGCAGCUCGAGGAUGAAACGAACUUGGAACACAAAUUGGACCCAAAAACCAAGAACUUGCCCCACCUGCGGAACCCUGACAUCCUGGUGGGCGAGAAUGACCUCACUGCCCUCAGUUACCUCCAUGAACCUGCUGUCCUUCACAACCUGAAAGUGCGCUUCAUCGACUCCAAGCUUAUCUACACAUACUGUGGUAUUGUCUUGGUGGCCAUCAAUCCCUAUGAGACUCUACCCAUCUAUGGGACCGACAUCAUCAAUGCGUACAGUGGGCAGAACAUGGGGGACAUGGACCCCCACAUAUUCGCUGUAGCCGAGGAGGCCUACAAGCAGAUGGCCAGGGACGAGAGGAACCAGUCCAUUAUCGUGAGUGGGGAGUCUGGCGCAGGGAAGACGGUCUCGGCCAAAUACGCCAUGCGGUACUUUGCCACCGUCAGCGGCUCGGCCAGCGAGACCAACGUGGAGGAGAAAGUGCUGGCGUCCAACCCCAUCAUGGAGGCUAUUGGAAAUGCAAAGACCACCAGGAACGACAACAGCAGCAGGUUUGGGAAGUACAUCGAGAUCGGCUUCGACAAGCGGUACCGCAUCAUUGGGGCCAACAUGAGGACGUACCUGCUGGAGAAAUCCAGGGUGGUGUUUCAGGCAGAUGAAGAGAGAAACUACCAUAUCUUCUACCAGCUGUGUGCUUCUGCCCAUUUGCCUGAAUUCAAAUUGCUGAAGUUAGGAGGUGCUGAUGACUUUCACUACACCAACCAGGGUCAAAGCCCCGUGAUCGAUGGGGUGGACGAUGCCGCGGAGCUCUCCACCAGCAGACAGGCUUUCUCCCUCCUGGGGAUUAAUGAGUCCUAUCAGAUGGGCCUUUUCCAGAUUCUUGCUGCGAUCCUUCACCUUGGCAACGUGGACGUGAAGGAUCGGGAUGCGGACAGCAGCUGCGUUCCGCCCAACAACAAGCACCUGACCAUCUUCUGCGAGCUCAUGGGCGUGACAUACCAGGACAUGUCCCACUGGCUGUGCCACAAGAAGCUGAAGACGGCGUCAGAGACGUACAUCAAAACCAUCCCCAAGCUCCAGGCCGUCAACGCCCGGGACGCCCUCGCCAAACACAUCUAUGCCAAACUCUUCAACUGGAUCGUGGACCAUGUCAACAGGGCCUUACAUUCCAACAUCAAACAGCACUCCUUCAUUGGGGUCCUCGACAUUUACGGGUUUGAAACAUUUGAGAUCAAUAGCUUUGAGCAGUUUUGUAUAAACUAUGCCAAUGAGAAGCUCCAACAGCAGUUUAACAUGCACGUCUUCAAACUGGAGCAGGAGGAGUACAUGAAGGAGCAGAUCCCCUGGACCCUGAUUGACUUCUAUGACAAUCAGCCCUGCAUCAAUCUGAUCGAAGCUAAGAUGGGCGUUCUGGACCUGCUGGACGAGGAGUGCAAGAUGCCCAAGGGAUCCGACGACAGCUGGGCACAGAAGCUCUACAACACUCACCUGAAGACAUGCACCCUUUUCGAGAAACCCCGAAUGUCCAAUAAAGCCUUCAUUAUACAGCACUUUGCAGACAAGGUGGAGUAUCAGUGUGAAGGUUUCCUGGAGAAAAACAAAGACACCGUAAAUGAGGAGCAGAUCAAUGUGCUGAAAGCAAGCAAGCAGUUUGAUCUGCUGGUGGAGCUGUUCCAGGAUGAGGAGAAGGUCACCAGCCCGACGGGGGCGGCCCCUGGUGGCCGCACCAGGCUUAGCAUCAAGCCGGAUAAGUCCCGCCCCGGCCAGGCCAGUAAGGAGCACAAGAAGACCGUGGGGCUGCAGUUCCGUAACUCGCUGCAGCUGCUGAUGGAGACCCUGAAUGCCACCACGCCGCACUACGUGCGCUGCAUCAAGCCAAACGACCUGAAGUUUCCUUUCACGUUUGACCCUAAGAGGGCCGUGCAGCAGCUCAGAGCCUGUGGUGUGCUGGAGACCAUCCGGAUCUCUGCUGCUGGCUUCCCCUCCAGGUGGACCUAUCAGGAGUUCUUCAGUCGGUACCGGGUUCUGAUGAAGCAGAAGGAUGUGCUGACGGACAAGAAGCUCACCUGCAGGAAUGUUCUGGAAAAGCUUGUGCAGGACCAGGACAAGUACCAGUUCGGCAAGACGAAGAUCUUCUUCCGGGCGGGGCAGGUGGCGUACCUGGAGAAGCUGCGAGCGGACAAGCUGCGGGCGGCCUGCAUCCGCAUCCAGAAGACCAUCCGCUGCUGGCUGGUCCGCAAGAAGUACCUGCGCAUGAGGAGCGCCGCCAUCAACAUCCAGAGACACGUGCGCGGCUUCCAGGCGCGAUGCCUGGUCAAGUUCCUGCGUCGGACCAGAGCAGCCAUCAUUGUGCAGAAGUACCAGCGCAUGUACGUGCAGAGGAAGCGUUACCGCCGCAAGCAGGCUGCUGCCCUCAUUAUCCAGUGCAUCCUACGGGCCUACAUGGCCAGACAGCAGUACCAGGGGCUCCUGCGCGAACACAAGGCCAUCAUCCUGCAGAAGUCGGUGAGGGGAUGGCUGGCCCGGCAGUGGUACAAGAGGUCCCUGGCCGCCAUCAUCUACCUGCAGUGCUGCGUGCGCCGCAUGCGGGCCAGGCGCGAGCUGAAGAAGCUGAAGAUCGAGGCGCGCUCCGUGGAGCACUUCAAGAAGCUCAACAUCGGCAUGGAGAACAAGAUCAUGCAGCUGCAGCGCAAGGUGGACGAGCAGAACAAGGAGAACAAGGCGGUGAGCGAGCGUCUGAACGGGCUGCAGAACGCGUACACGGCCGAGGGCGAGAAGCUGCGGAACGAGGUCGCCCGCCUCCGCGGCUCAGAGGAGGAGGCGCGCAACAACGCCAACCGCGUCACCUCCCUCCUGGAGGAGCUGGCCCGCCUGCGCAAGGAGCUGGACACCACCCGCCACGAGAAGCACGUCAUCGAGGAGUGGGCCGAGAACUACCGCGACGAGAUGGAGCAGAUGGUGGCAGAUCUGAAGGAUCAGAACGGCUUGCUGAAGAACGAGAAGGACGAUCUGAACCGGCUCAUCCAGGAACAGAGUCAGCAGAUGACAGAGAAAAUGCAGAAGGCCCUGCAGGAGGAGACCAAGCAGCUGGAGAACGACCUGAACGAGGAGCGCUCGCGCUACCAGAACCUCCUGAGCGAGCACCUGCGGCUGGAGGAGCGAUACGACGACCUGAAAGAGGAAAUCACCCUGACCGUGAAUGUUCCCAAGCCGGGCCACAGGCGGACCGACUCCACCCACAGCAGCAACGAAUCAGAAUGCACUUACAACUCGGAGUUCGCCGAAUCAGAGGAAAGCUCGCGCGGAGGAGAGGAUGUCACCAAGGCCUCCCUGGACAUGUCUCUGUUCCUCAAGCUGCAGAAGAGAGUCACCGAACUGGAGCAAGAGAAGCAUUCACUGCAGAAGGAGCUUGACACAAGAGAAGAGCAGUUCCAGCGAGCGAGAGCCAGGGAUGAUGAAGAACACAAGAAGGCUCGAGGGGCGGAGCUCGAGUACGAGUCUCUCAAGCGCCAGGAGCUGGAGUCUGAGAACAAGAAGCUGAAGCACGACCUGAACGAGAUGCGGCGGUCCCUGACAGAGAACGCCGGCGCCUCCAAAGCCGCUCCUGGAUCGCCCGCCUACAAGGUGCUCCUGGACCAGCUCAACUACUCCAAUGAGGAGCUGGAGGUGCGCAAGGAGGAGGUGCUGGUGCUGCGCUCCCAGCUGGUCAGUCAGAAGGAGGCCAUGCAGCACAAGGAGACCAUGACGGACCCGGUGUUGUACAUGGAGGACGUGCAGAAGAUGAAGGAUCCUGGGGAGAUCACCAAGGCUUACAUUGGGCUUAAAGAGACCAACAGAGCCCCCAUUCCAAACUUCCGUGAGCUGAAUGAGGAUGGAGAGCUUUGGCUGGUUUAUGAAGGGUUAAAGGAGACAAACAGGCUGCUGGAGUCCCAGCUGCAGAUGCAGAGGAAGGGGCAUGAUAAUGAGGUGGAGGCGCUGAGAGGGGAGCUGCACAGCAUGAAGGAGGAGAAUAACAGGCAGCAGCAGCUCCUGGCCCAGAACCUGCAGCUGCCCCCGGAGGCCCGCAUCGAGGCCAGCCUGCAGCACGAGAUCACCCGCCUCACCAACGAGAACCUGGAAAUGCUCAUGGAUGACCCCAACAAAUAUCAAGAGUAUCGGCUGUUGGUUUUGCGGCGGAUGGUUGAUCUCAUGGAGCAACUGGAGAAACAGGACAAGACUGUCCGCAAACUGAAGAAGCAGCUGAAAGUCUUUGCCAAGAAGAUUGGAGAACUGGAAUUGGGGGGUCAGGUGGAGAAUGUGUCCCCCGGGCAGAACGUGGACGAGCCCAUCCGGCCGGUCAACAUCCCCCGCAAGGAGAAGGACUUCCAGGGCAUGCUGGAGUACAAGAAGGAGGAUGAGCUGAAGCUGGUGAAGAACCUCAUUCUGGAGCUGAAGCCCCGCGGCGUGGCCGUUAACCUCAUCCCAGGCCUGCCCUCCUACAUCCUCUUCAUGUGCCUGCGCCAUGCCGACUAUCUCAACGACGACCAGAAAGUGCGAACACUACUCACCUCCACCAUCAACAGCAUCAAGAAGAUCCUGAAGAAACGAGGGGACGACUUUGAGACCGUCUCUUUCUGGCUGUCCAACACAUGCCGCUUCCUGCACUGUCUGAAGCAGUACAGUGGAGAGGAGGCCUUCAUGAUGCACAACACUCCCAGGCAAAAUGAGCACUGCCUGUCCAACUUCGACCUGGCUGAGUACCGGCACGUGCUGAGCGACCUGGCCAUCCAGAUCUAUCAGCAGCUCAUCAAGUGUAUGGAGAACAUCCUGCAGCCAAUGAUAGUUUCGGGAAUGCUGGAGCACGAGACGAUCCAGGGUGUGUCGGGGGUGAAGCCCACGGGCCUGAGGAAAAGGACCUCCAGCAUCGCGGACGAGGGCACCUACACCCUGGACUCCAUCCUGCGCCAGCUCUCCUCCUUCCACUCCACCAUGUGCCAGCACGGCACCGACCCCGAGCUCAUCCAGCAGGUGGUGAAGCAGCAGUUCUACAUCAUCGGCGCCGUCACCCUCAACAACCUGCUGCUGCGCAAAGACAUGUGCUCCUGGAGCAAGGGCAUGCAGAUCAGGUACAACGUCAGCCAGCUGGAGGAGUGGCUGAGGGAUAAGAACCUGAUGAUCUGCGGGGCCAAGGAGACCCUGGAGCCCCUCAUCCAGGCCGCUCAGCUGCUGCAGGUGAAGAAGAAGACCGAUGAGGACGCAGAAGCCAUCUGCUCCAUGUGCAACGCCCUGAGCACCGCACAGAUUGUGAAAGUGCUGAACUUGUACACACCAGUGAAUGAGUUUGAGGAACGGGUUUCCAUAUCGUUCAUUCGAACCAUACAGACUCGUUUACGGGACCGGAAGGAGUCACCACAGCUGCUCAUGGACACCAAGAUCAUCUACCCUGUCACAUUCCCCUUCAACCCCUCCUCACUAGCCCUGGAGUCCAUCCACAUCCCCAGCAGUCUGAACCUGGGUUUCCUCACACGCGUGUAGAGGCAGUCUGAGCCAGGACUUUCUCACAGGCGUGUAGAGGCAGUCUGAACCAGGACUUUCUCACACGCGUGUAGUGGUAGUCUAAACGAGAGCUUCCUCACACAGAGCUGUCUGUCACAGUAAUCAGUCAUUAAAGGCUUAAAGGAGUAACUGUAGUUGUAUUGAGUGUCCCCUUAACAACAAACCUUAACAGCCAAGUAGGUCAGGUGUAUUAUUCAUUAUGAUUGGAAGCAUGUGUUCAGGUUCUCACAAUUCUUGGCCUCUUAUAGGAAUGGAUGGUGCACUAAACCCAGAUUUUGUGAAGGACUGUGGUCAUGCGUUUCGAUGUAUUCAGUUUUUUUACACAUUGCUCAACUUGGCAGUGUUUUGGUCGAUGCAUCACAAUGCUCAAUGACUGUGCCACAAUGCUUCUAUUUUAUUAUAUAUAAUGCGUGUGUAUAUAUACACACUCUUUUGAAUCUUCCCUCCUUUGAAUAUUGUUUUUCCCUGAGAAAGAAACAUUCAGGGAUUGAUUGCUCUCCAAAUCAUUUCAACGUCUGGAAAAGGAAAGCUGAUGGCAUAGAGUGUAAUGUGUCAUAUAUUUAUGUUCGUAAGAGAAAAUGUCUAGAAUAAUUUAAUAAAAGGUCCAUAGUGAACUAUUUAACAUAGAUGUUUAUUUGUUACCGCAGGUAUUGUGUUUUUACUUAGCACACUUAUAGUAGAUAGCAGCUGUGUUUUGUGUAAUUUGCAUAUCCAGGAAUAUAGUACCUAUGCACAGCAGCAUAUAGAUUUAAAGUUAAAUUCUCCUAAAUACCAAUGCUGUUUACAACUCUUAGAUUUAAGCUUGAUUAUUACAGAUGUGACUGUGGGCCAUGGUAGAAUGUGAAAUCACUUCUGAGCUUUCAUAGUGUCUGCUGGGACGGUCAAGGACCUCUACCCUUAGGGUCUAGAGCACAUGCACGUGUGUGUGCUUGUGCGUAUGUUUGUGAUUAACACUGAUGCUAUUGGCUGUUUCCACUGUUACAUGUCUCCCCAACGCCUAAUGCCUUACACCAACACUGUGAGGACGGUCCCCUCACAGCGUCCAUUCUGGUCCUGAUUGAGCUCCUCUACCAUGGAAUCCACUGUCUUGUAAGCGCAAAAACACUGGAUAUUUCCCCCUGAGUUACUGACUGACUGAUUUCUCUUUAAACAUGUUUUGAACAGCCUCAGUUAUUUAUUCUAUCAUUCAAAAACUGUUAAAGGAGGUGUUUAUCCUGAAAACUAAAAUCACUUUGGAUGCAUGUACUGUUGAAUGAUAUUAUCAAGCAACACUGUAUAGCUUUCCCCCCCAUAUUUAUUUUGCUUUUGACAGGCUAGUAGCGUCACCUUGAAGGUGCGGAACCGCUUUUGUGAUGAAUGCCGUCAGCUUUUGCGCCAGCAGCAGUCAAUGUAAAAAUGAACUAAUGCUGCAUUCUCUCCUUAAUCUAUAAUGUAGGAAAAAUAUACAUACAUCACACCAAUUUAUGUAGCAGUUGCCAGACGCUUGCUUUAUAUGCUGUAUUUAGUUAGAAACAUAGCAGCUCCAUCUAAAGCAAACCCUUGGGAUUCAGUUACCAUGUAUUUUCCGCCUUUUGAAUAUUACACUUGAGCGAGACAUAGCAGUGAUCAUAUCUAGUGUACUAUGCAGUCAGUUAUAAAUGAACCUGCAUGCUCAUAGUUCUUCUGGUGACACCCGCAGAGAGUAAUACGCAAGCAUUGUUUACCCAAAGACGUACAGUUUUGAUCAGACACGCUAGCUAUCCUUCUGUCUAUGAAGACUGUAGACUAUAAAGUGAGCCUAUGCCAUCCCAUGCCUUAGUCAUCCUCUUGUUUCCAUGGCUUCAUGUGCGUCAUCUAUCGCCGGUCUGUGCAUUGUACUGUACAUUACUGUACAUUGGUCCACCUUGUAAGCAAAACGUUAAGUGUUCAUGCUACCCAUUGUGAGCCGUACAAUGUUAGGAUUCAUACAUAUUGUACCUUGCCACUUUUAAAUCACAUACUCAUAUCAUGAGCAUUUUGGUGUGCAAUAUGAGCCCUUAUUAAUGGUAUAGUAAGGCCCUUAUCAAUGUCACUGGGACCACCCAUGGUAUAUUGUAAAUUUGCCUUCUGUCAUUUAUGUUAGGGUAUUAUGUGUACUGGAAUAGGAAUUGUUUAAGUAUGUAUGUGUAUGUAUGUAUGUGUCCGUGUGGGUGUGUGGGUGCGUGUGUGCAUGUGUGCGUGUGCGUGUGCAUGUGUGUGUGUGCGUGUGCAUGUGCACAUGUCCACAAAAUUGGAUUCUACUGGAAAAUAAUGUAUUUAAACUUUAUCAGUUUCACUGUUUUUGGUUUCAUUCAGUUAUUCAGAUGUAAUUUAUUGUUGUAUUAUUUGCAAUAUAUUCAUUGCACACAGCCUUAUGAGUUGAUGGUAUAUCUAGCAUAUGACGAUAUUUUGUUAUUGUUUGUCUCUGCAGUAUUUUGUAACAUCCCUGGGGGGGUUAGAGGACAAAGUGAAGACUGGUCAAACCUGAGAUUAAAGAGAUUAGGAUGUGUGUAGCCCCAUUAAUUACCCCCAGUGAACCUUCAACAGUAUUUGUUUAUGCACUUUUUAAGAUUUUUUUUUUUUCUGAGGAAUCCCAAUAAAUAGCAGUAGUAGUAGUUUACUAGAAUAAAAAUAAAAAAAACAUUUUAAAUGUAGUAGAUUCAAGUCACCACAUUAAAUUUUGAAUUUGUAUGGAUGUUUGCUGACUGUUGAGAGUAAGUUGCAUUGACUAAUUAAAAACCUGUACACUAAAUUCUCUUGUCAUCUCAAGUACCAUUUCAAAUUGGUUGUCCAAUAAAACAAACUCUGGUCUAAAGCAACUAUUUUGAAAUAUCUUUGUUUUGAUUUAUUUAUAUUUUUCCCAUAGCAAUGACUGCCAUACUUCCUUUUGCUUUUUUGAUUUUGGUAUCGACUGGCAAGUGUGUCAGCAAUAUUUUAGUGUCACCUUGUUCCAUGCAAAAUAUCUACAUUUCAGUAGGCCUCUUAGGACUUACAUCUGUAUAGAGGUGCAUUUUGCUACUGUAGACAGCACUCUGCACCUGCAAUCAUUUUGUGGCUCUGUGAUAUUGAUUUUGGGGGCCAUCUUUGAAAUGGUGACAGAACAGAAUGUAACGGGAGAUAAUUCAGUCAAACAGGCAAUUGUUUAAAUAAUCCAAACCCAAUCAAUCAUGAAGUUAGAAGAUGGUAUGGGCAUCAACCAUUUCACAAAUACUCUAUAUGAUUGGAUACAUAUUGAGGGUCUGGACUAACAGUUUAAAGUAACUAACAGAUAUGAAAUCUUCACAUAAAACUGUUCACAUCUUAAAAUCAGCUUUUCUCCUGUAAAUCUGGGCAUCCAUGACACAUCACGCAAAAUAAACUGUAAAUAAUAGUUCAGAGAUGCUAAUAAGAGUAAAACUUCUGCUGAGAAUAUGAACUUGCUUCUGUAGGACAUUUUACCUGACGGAUGUUCCAGAAACAGGUCAUAUUGAAGAACAGCAAAUGUGAAGAUUUAAACUGUUAGUAGUUCACAGUAGUUGUAAUUGGUACAGGUAACUGUGUUCACUAUACAAUGUGUGUACUAAGGUACAAGAACUGUCAAAUCUGUAUUGACAAAUAAAGGAAUUCAGCACUGUA
Messenger RNA from Conger conger (European conger), 9418 nucleotides. It is a transcript of the gene myo5aa, whose product is annotated as myosin VAa. The transcript is spliced from 41 exons. Gene Ontology annotation, molecular function: microfilament motor activity; ATP binding; actin filament binding. Bases 167 to 5785 code for a protein of 1872 amino acids. Lineage: Eukaryota; Metazoa; Chordata; Actinopteri; Anguilliformes; Congridae. Gene Ontology annotation, cellular component: actin cytoskeleton; vesicle; cytoplasm. The record is from RefSeq and is a predicted model, not a curated record. Gene Ontology annotation, biological process: vesicle transport along actin filament; actin filament organization.